AUGGCAGCGGCAGCGACACUGAUCACGAUGCUGUUGCCGCUGAUCUCCGCUGCCGGAGGAGCCGGAGGGCCACCGGCUGGGCUGGAGCCCAUGAUAGGGAAGCCGGGGUGCGAGACCAGGUGCGGCAACGUGAGUGUGCCGUUCCCGUUCGGGUUCGGCCCGGCCAGGUGCUCGGCGACGGGCCUCAACCUCACCUGCGACAACACCACCCGCCCUGGCAAGCCGCCCCGGCUGCUCCUCGGCGAGGGCGGCGUCUUCCAGCAGGUCGAGGAGAUCUCGAUCCAACUAAGCACGGUGCGCGUCGUCACGCCACCUAUCUUCAGCCCUGCGAGGUCGAACCUCAGCGCCGACGACUACGGCGCCGUGAAGAGAGCGUCAUGGGGCGGCGGCCGCCUCGACAGCCACAGCAUCUUCCAGUACACGCUGUCGUCUAAGUCCGACUACCUCGGCACCUUACGCCCCGAGCUGGUGGUGGUGGGGUGCAACGUGCAGGCGACGCUGCACACCGAGAUCAGCCGCGGGAACAGCUACGUCGUCGGCUGCUCCUCCUACUGCGACGGCCAUCGUGCACUCACCGCCGACGACGUCCGGAACGACAGCGCCGGCUACUGCGUUGCCACCAUCGACACGGCCCAAACGUACUACAACGUGGAGGUCACACGACUGGGCAACGGCAGCGCGGUCAACGACGACCUGCCCGUGUCCGUGCUCCUCGUCAAGGCUGAUUUCGGUGCACAGGAUCUGCCCAACCGGGUGGUUCGUCUGUUGAAUCUAGAUAGACCGCUAGGUGCAACGCCUCCGUUAGCGAACACAGCAAAUGCGAACCAUAUCGGUGGGGAUUGUUUUUCUGCCAAUGCAUUGAUGGAUACGAGGGUAACCCUUACGUCACCGGGGGAUGCCAAGCGUGUUGUAUGUUCUAUGUACGUAGAUAUGGACGAGUGCAAGGACCCAGUACACAACCGAUGUUUCGGCGAGUGCGUCAAUAAUAUGGGAUCAUUUGACUGCUGGUGUCCACAAGGAUACCAUAGAAACCCUAGACGACCCGAUGGUUGCAUCAAGUCCAUGAAGAGUGUAAAGAACACAGGUUUAAUCAUUGGUAUCUCAGUUUCUGUUGUCCCCUGCCUCAUACUUUUGGCUCUCGGUGGAAUCUUAAUAAUCCGCAAGCUUAAGCAUCACACGGCUGAAAGGAUAAAACUGAAGUUCUUCAAUCAAAAUCGUGGGCAGCUGUUGCAGCAACUCAUAUCCAAUAGGUCUGAUAUUGGAGAGAGGAUGAUUGUCCCUCCAAACGAGCUAGACAAGGCAACAAACAAUUUUGAUCAAAUUCGUAAGCUCGGUGGAGGAGGCCAUGGUACCAUCUACAAAGGUAUAUUGUCAGAUCUACAUGUGGUGGCCAUCAAGAAGUCAAAUAUUGUUGUUCAAAGAGAGAUUGAUGAGUUCAUAAAUGAGGUUGCCAUACUAUCACAAAUCAAUCAUAGGAACGUUGUGAAACUUCAUGGAUGUUGUCUCGAGACCGAAAUCCCAUUGCUAGCCUACGAGUUCAUUUCCAAUGGAAUCCUUAGUGAGCAUCUUCAUCAUGCGUCACCAAGAUCAAUACCUUGGAGAGACAGGCUCAGGAUCGCAUGUGAAGUAGGCAAAGCCAUUGCGUAUCUUCAUUCUGCUAUUUCAAUCCCUGUUAUACAUAGAGAUAUCAAAUCUUCCAACAUACUUCUUGAUGAUGCCUUGACAACAAAGGUAUCUGACUUCGGUGCGUCAAGGUACAUUCCUGUAAAUCAGACGGGGAUAACAGCAACAACAGUGCAGGGAACUAUAGGAUAUCUUGAUCCUAUGUAUUAUUACACAGGACGACUAUCAGAAAUGAGUGAUGUUUAUAGCUUCGGAGUUCUUCUUGUUGAGUUGCUUACGAGGAAGAUGCCAAUCACAUAUAGGUCCUCUGAAGACAAUCUAGUUGACCUAAUAGAUUCACAAGUUGCAGCGGAAGGAGGCAAUGAAGUCCAAGAAGUCGCUUGCCUAGCUGCAUCCUGCUUAAAAUUAAAGGGAGAGGAGAGACCAACCACGAGGCAACUAGAGAUUGCACUCGAAGGCCUCCAAGCAACCAAGGAGCAUCCCCUAUUUGAUUCAAGAGCCAUUCAGAAUGAGGAGAACUAUAUUGAAACAAGUUAUCCAUCUACUGCAAGAAGUACAAGCUUGGAUGAAGCAGCUACUAGUACUAGUACUCCUACUAGUACACACAUACUGACUGGCUGCAAGGUCCCUCUGAAGGUCAUGGCGGUGGUGAAGGGGAACUUUGCAGGGGCUGGAGAGAAGGCUCUUGGGCCGUUGCAGAGGCGGCAGGAGGAAGGAGAACAAGGAAAUGGGGAAAAUAUAUAG
This is a messenger RNA of Triticum aestivum (bread wheat), 2367 nucleotides long. Its product is annotated as wall-associated receptor kinase 2-like. The transcript has 6 exons. The record is from RefSeq and is a predicted model, not a curated record. Gene Ontology annotation, biological process: cell surface receptor signaling pathway; protein phosphorylation. Gene Ontology annotation, cellular component: plasma membrane. Gene Ontology annotation, molecular function: protein serine/threonine kinase activity; ATP binding; calcium ion binding. The coding region runs from base 1 to 2367 and encodes 788 amino acids. NCBI's taxonomy places the organism in Eukaryota, Viridiplantae, Streptophyta, Magnoliopsida, Poales, Poaceae.